Molecule: messenger RNA, 755 nt
Organism: Teleopsis dalmanni
Lineage: Eukaryota; Metazoa; Arthropoda; Insecta; Diptera; Diopsidae
Exons: 2
Coding region: 91-729 (212 amino acids)
Source: RefSeq, a predicted model, not a curated record
CUAAUCUCAGGUCAUUUUUCAUGCGGGAAAAAUUGUUGCAUUUCCAUUUCGGAAUUAUCGCCGACGCUAACUUGACGCACAUUGUAUAUAAUGAAUAAUUCAAGUGACUCUGGUAGUAAUUUACAAAACUUACUGGAAUCGGUUGACUACUCACUUCUAAAUGAAUGUUAUUUUACACAAGAAUUAAAUAAUACAAAAAGUAAACAUCUAUUUUGGGGAAACAAAUCACAUCGUUUUCUCUGUGAAAAUGAGAAAGAUCAAGAUCUAAUGUUUCCAAAAUAUUUAAUGCAUUUCGUUCAUGAAAGAUUAUCUUACAGAAUUAUAAAAGAAAAUGAGUUUUACCAGGGAGAGUCUGCACCACUUGCUGCCCCAAAAUAUUUCGAAAGUGACACUACACUUCUACAGAAUGCUAAUAAUUACGUUAAAACAUAUGAGGAAUUUGAACAAAACAUCAAACGAACAAUUUUCAAAAGUAGUGGGUGUAAUGACUUUGAAAUGAAUCUGGAAACUAAGUUCGAAUCUGCAUCUGUCAAUGCUCAAUCUAUAUUAAAUUCAAAUGACUUAUCGUUAUGGUCAAGGAAACGGCUUCACCCUCGGAAUUUCUUUCGGUACAAAUUAAAUAAUAAAGGGACCUUUAAAUUAAUAGGUCCACAAAAUGAAUACAAGGAUUUACGGCGGAGGAACUGUUGGAAUGUGUCGAAAAUUAGUUUCAAACAAAAAAAUAAAUAACUGCAAAUAGAUUUUAAUUCAUUGGA